AUGAAGAAACUUUACCGAAAGGGAACGGUUCAUCCAUCAUCGCCGCCAUCGGUAUCGGAACAAUUCUCCUUCCUUCCGGCAACAAUCCUCACUCUCAUCGUCGCUCUCUCACCGGAAGACAAAGAAGUUCUCGCUUACCUCAUCUCAUGCUCUUCAUCUUCUUCUUCAUUUUACAAAAACCCUAACCGGAAAACCAAGGAAACCGUUGGAGGAAAACAUCUUCCUCUAUUCCAUUGCAACUGCUUCCAUUGUUACAUGAGUUACUGGAUUCGUUGGAAUUCUUCACCGAAUCACCAACUCAUUCACACAAUCAUCAAUGAUUUUGAAGAUUUUCUCUCUCAAACCGAGAAUAAAAGAAAGGAGAAGAAAAACAGAAAAGCAUCCAACAACAACCACAUAAACAAUAAAUCGUCUGAGUCAAAUCGUUCCAAGUUGGAAUCGGUAACGGAGAGUACUACUAGUGGUAGUGGUAGUGAUAGUGAUAUUGUUGUUGUUAGUAAAGAAAUAGAUUUUGUUGAUUCGGUUGAAGUUGAAGAUGAAAAUGAAGAGAAAGUAGGUUCAGUGAGAAAGCUUAUGAGUUUCAUUAGAGAAAAGGUUUGGUUUCGAUUGUGUGUUUGGAGGAGAUGA
This is a messenger RNA of Lathyrus sativus (Indian pea), 627 nucleotides long. The record is from the annotation of a GenBank genome assembly. NCBI's taxonomy places the organism in Eukaryota, Viridiplantae, Streptophyta, Magnoliopsida, Fabales, Fabaceae.